CUUUCUCUAUUGUCUCACUCUCUCUUUACUUUUUCUCUCUUCUUAAUUUGUCUUUGUUACCGAACACACCCUAACAGAUUCUCCUUAUCUUCUCCUCUCUUUCUCUUCUCACAGACACUACAUUCUCUCCAAACUCAAACUACAACAUCAUCGUUACUAUCAAUGACAACAUUUUCAACUGAAUUCUUGUCACACACUCUCAAUUUCAGAAACCACCCAAACCGCACCUCUCGCCACUCAAAUCCCAACUCCAUCGUCACUUCCUCAACCCCACUUCUUAACGAAGGCAACACUAAUAAUAACCGAACAACAAUAAUCAACCAAGAACAAUUCAGGGUCAAUGAAACAAGGCCAAAACUUGUUCAAAAUUGCGACUUUAGAGACAUUAAUUCCAUCAAAGCUCUCAACAAGUCAUGCAAAUCAGGUAAGUACGAUGAGUCUCUCUACUUACUUCAGCGAAUGGUUAAUAGGGGUUAUAAACCCGAUGUUUUUCUUUGCACACAAUUGAUUAAGGGUUUUUUCAAUUCUAAGAAAAUCGAGAAAGCUAUUCAAACUAUGGAGAUUUUGGAAAAGCGCGGUGAGCCUAAUGUUUUCGCUUAUAAUACUGUUCUAAAUGGGUUUUGUAAAGCUGAUAGAGUUGAUGCUGCUAAUAAGGUGCUUGAUAAAAUGAAAAGGAGAGGUAUUUCUCCUAAUGUUGUUACUUAUAAUAUUCUUAUUGGGAAUCUUUGUAAGAGGGGUAAACUUGAUAUGGCUUUAAGGGUUAUGGAUCAGUUGUUGAAAGAUAAUUGUAAACCAACCGUUAUAACUUAUAAUGUUUUGAUUGAAGCAACUAUUAUUGAAGGUGGUAUCGACGAAGCUAUGAAGCUUUUGGAUGAGAUAUUGUUGAGAGGGCUUCGACCUAAUGCGUCUACUUAUAGAAUUGUUGUUAAUGGUAUGUGUAGAGAAGGGAUGUUGGAUAGAGCUUUUGAGUAUCUUAGUAGUAUAAGUAGUAAGGGCUGUGUUGCUGGUGUGAGUACUUAUAAUAUUCUGUUAAAGAGUCUUUUGAAUGAAGGGAAAUGGGAAGUUGGGGAGAGUUUGAUGUCGGAUAUGUUGGAUAAAGGUUGUGAGCCGUGUGCUGUGACAUACAACACGUUGAUUGGUUCCCUUUGUCGUGCUGGUAAAGUUGAUGAGGCUGAGAAUGUGUUGAAGAGUAUGAAGAAGAGAGGUUUGGCUCCUGAUGUUGUUACUUAUAAUAUUCUUAUUGGAAAUCUUUGUGGGAGGGGUAAACUUGAUUUGGCUUUAAGGGUUAUGGAUCAGUUGUUGAAAGAUAAUUGUAGGCCAAAUGUUAUAACUUAUACUAUUCUGAUUGAAGCAACUAUUAUCAAACGUGGUAUUGACGAAGCUAUGAAGCUUUUAGAUGAGAUGUUGUCGAGAGGGCUUCGACCUGAUGCGUAUACUAACAGUGUUGUUGUUAAUGGUAUGUGUAGAGAAGGGAUGUUGAAUAGAGCUUUUGAGUAUUUGGAUAAAAUGAUAUCAGAUGGUCGUUUGCCUGAUAUUAUUUGCUAUAACUCGAUCUUGGCUUCUCUGUGUAAGAAUGGACAUGUUGGUGAGGCGUUGCACAUCUUUGAGAAGCUCAGUGAAGUGGGCUGUCCUCCAGAUGCAAGUUCUUAUAAUACAUUGUUUGGUGCAUUGUGGAGCAGCGGCAAUAAAAUUAGAGCGUUAUGGAUGAUUCUAGAGAUGUUAAGCAAAGGCAUUGAUCCUAAUGAGAUCACCUAUAAUUCACUUAUUUCUUGCUUGUGCAGAGAUGGAUUGGUGGAUCAGGCAAUUGAGUUGCUGGUUGACAUGAUGGAGAGUCGCAAGUUUCAGCCUACUGUUAUUAGUUACAAUGCUGUUAUUCGUGGAUUGUGCAAGGUGCAAAGAGUCAUAGAUGCUAUUGAGGUGCUUGCUGCUAUGAAUCAGAGAGGAUGCUUGCCAAAUGAAACAACCUACACAUCGUUGAUUCGAGGGAUUGGUUUUGUAGGAUGGCGAAAGGACGCUAUGGAGUUGGCUAACUCACUUGUUAACAUGGAUGCUAUUUCGGAAGAUUCAUUCAAACGUUUGAGUUGAACGUUUCCCGCGAUUGAUGCGCACAAAGAGCUCGCAAUAUCUGAAUGAACUAACUUCAUGGGCAUAAAAUUUAUUCAGGUUAAUGAAGUUUACACAAAUAUCAAAUGGAUGGUUACUUCUGACAACUAUAAUGUGGCUACUAAAACUCCACUGCCUCAGUUGAUGAACAAUGCGAUGAUCGUGGAAAAGCAGAAGGAUUUCGAUGUUUUCAGUGCCUUGGAUGUGAUGCAUAAUGAAGGUUUCCUUAAAGAUCUCAAAUUUGGACCUGGAGAUGGACAGCUUCACUACUACUUGUACAAUUAUAGGAUUCGUAAUGCCAUGAAACCUUCCGAACUCGGGCUUGUGCUCUGGUAGCCAGAUAUGUUUUCUUUUUUAGUUUUGUUAUGCAAUUUGGAUAAACCAUUUACUUGUUUUGUUCUAUUAGCUUGUUGUUUCAACUAAACACCAUUUAUUGUUCCAUUGAAAUAUUGACAAUUUAACAUA
Molecule: messenger RNA, 2568 nt
Organism: Vicia villosa (hairy vetch)
Lineage: Eukaryota; Viridiplantae; Streptophyta; Magnoliopsida; Fabales; Fabaceae
Product: pentatricopeptide repeat-containing protein At3g04760, chloroplastic-like
Exons: 2
Coding region: 163-2085 (640 amino acids)
Molecular function (GO): protein binding
Source: RefSeq, a predicted model, not a curated record